UUUUUAUUUCCUUCUUUUCCUUCAAAUUGUAUUACAUUUGCUCUCGCACAUACUUUUUGUUUUCUCCAAUCCAACCCCCUUUUUUAUUAUUUUCCAUUCUUUUAAUUGAAGCAAUAAAAUGGGCAGUCGCAGUGCCAGCGCCGGCUAUGACCGUCAAAUUACCAUUUUCUCGCCCGAGGGCCGCCUGUUCCAAGUCGAGUACGCGUUCAAGGCCAUUUCGAACGCCGGCCUGACUUCGGUUGGAGUCCGCGGUAAGGACAGCGCCGUCAUCGUGACACAGAAGAAGGUUCCUGACAAGCUCAUUGAUGCCAGCACAGUGACGCACAUAUUCCAAAUCUCGCCCUCAAUUGGCUGCGUGAUGACCGGACUCGAGCCCGACGGUCGCAACCAGGUGAUGCGCGCACGGCAGGAGGCGGCCGAUUUCAAAUACAAGCACGGGUACAGCAUCACGCCGGAUCUCCUGGCCAAGCGCAUGGCCAAUAUUAACCAGGUGUACACACAAAAGGCAUUUAUGCGGCCCUUGGGUGUGUCGAUGAUCCUCAUUGGUUGGGAUGAGGAGCGUGGUCCUCAGCUUUACAAGACCGACCCUGCUGGUUAUUUCGCCGGCUACCGGGCAACUGCUGCUGGAGCUAAACACCAGGAGGCAUUUAAUUAUUUGGAGAAGAAGCUCAAGGCUGAUGUGCACCCGUGUGCUGAUGAUACUCUGGAGCUCGCCGUUGCUACAAUGUCGUCGGUUUUGUCGGCCAGCUUUAAGGCACAGGAUCUGGAGAUUGCUGUUGUGACCAAGGAGAACCCAGUGUUCCGCAUGCUGACUGUCGAGGAGAUUGAUGCCGAGCUAUCGCGCAUUGCCGAAAAGGACUAAGCGCUGUUUAUUGAGUGCUUGGUAGCUUUUUUCUCAUAUAUUUUAUAAAUUGCAACCCUUUAUUCUUUAUUUGGUAUGUUUGUCAUACUGUACAACCGCAUGGCCAAAACAUUGGCGGCUUUAGCUAAUGGUGGUUAUCUUGCUCAUGUGUGGGUUUCAAUAAUAAUAUUAUUAUUGGGGAGCUUGGCGGAUAGCGUAUCCAGUGGUCACAAAGCUACGCUUGUGCGCAACAACUGGCCUGCACAAGAGCCGCAGCAUGUCUAUG
Kickxella alabastrina is the source of this 1127-nucleotide messenger RNA. RefSeq names its product nucleophile aminohydrolase. The record is from RefSeq and is a predicted model, not a curated record. The transcript is spliced from 2 exons. Gene Ontology annotation, cellular component: nucleus; proteasome core complex; proteasome core complex, alpha-subunit complex. Bases 119 to 862 code for a protein of 247 amino acids. NCBI's taxonomy places the organism in Eukaryota, Fungi, Kickxellomycota, Kickxellomycetes, Kickxellales, Kickxellaceae. Gene Ontology annotation, biological process: ubiquitin-dependent protein catabolic process.